AUGCGAAUUAGAAAUAGCACAGUCCUUGAUGUCACCGGCGGCACAGAGAUUACUUUACCAACAGCAGACAAGACUACUCACAAUCCGGCGGCAUCGAAGAUUCGCAUCAUGCCAGAAACCCAAGGGUACCCACUAUGCGCAGCUGAUGCGAUUGCGAUCCUAAGAAGAAGCAUACAGAAGUUCAAGGUAAGGUACUCCAUACGCCAUGCAAACUCUGUCGCCAGCAGGCGCACUCGGGAUGCCGAGCAUGACUUAUCGCUCUUUGGGGAUGCCAUGCACAGAGGGGCAGCGAUAGGACCGCUUUGUCAAGGAGAGUUUCUUGUGUUAGAUUUCAAUGUGUCAACGACAAGCUGCGGUGUCAGAGAGAUCGUCGCUCCAUUGAGAUUAGCACAAUCAGCCCAAGCAUGCGGGGCUCUUCUCUCCGAUGCGGGACCUGCGGUGCCAAAAUCCAGAUUUCAUUCCCACUGGCGGCGAUGGACCCGUGGUUUCACAGGUGCAGACUGCAUCUCGUCGAAGCAGGGCAGGGCUACGGACUCAUCCUUCUCUCAGUCUCCUGGCGGCAUUGGUCACUCCAGAGCCGGCUCAGGCUCCAGCGGAUUGCAUCUGCCCCUCCAUCGAUGGGAUCCCCCAAUCUAA
Molecule: messenger RNA, 636 nt
Organism: Colletotrichum godetiae
Lineage: Eukaryota; Fungi; Ascomycota; Sordariomycetes; Glomerellales; Glomerellaceae
Exons: 1
Coding region: 1-636 (211 amino acids)
Source: RefSeq, a predicted model, not a curated record